This is a messenger RNA of Cladophialophora psammophila CBS 110553, 1047 nucleotides long. RefSeq lists its product as uncharacterized. The record is from RefSeq and is a predicted model, not a curated record. The transcript has a single exon. The coding region runs from base 1 to 1047 and encodes 348 amino acids. Lineage: Eukaryota; Fungi; Ascomycota; Eurotiomycetes; Chaetothyriales; Herpotrichiellaceae.
AUGCCUACAAAAGGGCACGUCAGUACGAGUGGUCACGGCAUUGAACCACCAGUAGCCCAUGCACCACCUCCAGCAGCCCAUGCGCCGCCUCCGGCAGAGCACCCAAUCGCAGCACCCACACCGAAACCACCAAUUCCACCACCAAACGGGCCAGGAUUCGUGUUUCCUCCUGAAGGGCACGACGCCCCUGCGCCAGGAGAGCUUUUCUGGGGAGGAGGAGGAAGAAGAGAUCCUCUAGCGAACGAACGUCCGACGGGAAGGACACCACCUCCAAGUUCGGUUUUCGGGAACUUACAACCACACUCGGGCGGCCCAGGCCAAGCAGGCUACCCUUUCUUCGGGUCGGGACUAGCAGACGUGCCGGGGGUAAAACUAACCCCGGCACAGAAGGCGAUGCUUGCUCGACCACCUCCAGCUCUAGGGACGGGACCAGCUGUUGAACCGCCUGGAGGUCACCCCGAGAUCCGAGGGCCAGCAGGCGACUUUCACGGGGCGCCGACGCGCUCCUUCAAUCCAGAAGAGCCUUUACAGCCUCCCGUGCACAAUCAAUUUGAUACCUUAAGGGAUGAGGAUGGGAGAGACAGCGUCAACAAUGCUCUAAGGCACGCUUCCGGUCCACUUCAAGUAGGGUCGAGCGGAUUCGGCGCGUCCACUGGACAGUUGCCAAUCAGAACGACCGACGGGUUUCAUACGUCUGUGGAUCCUCGGGGAGAACAUGCGACAUUCGAGGUCGAUCCGAACAUAAAUCCAGAUGGCACAACUCACUUAUAUCCAGGAGGGGCAAGCAGUUCCGUUGCGCCACGUCUACCCGGGGAGACCGGUAACCGACCACUUCAUGAUUUCCCUAACCAGCAAGGCGCACCGCCACCCGUGGUACCAGGGCUUCCCCAUCCAUUUCCUCUGCAACAGGUUCAAGAGACGAACCCGACAGGGAGAGGGUCGUUCUAUCCGGAUCCCGACCUGGCGGCGGCGGCGGCUGCAGGUCCAGGAGGCGCAGAUCCGGGAGAUGCAGGUGCAGGGGGUCCAGGGGGUGCAGGAACACAGUAG